Messenger RNA from Spinacia oleracea (spinach), 806 nucleotides. RefSeq lists its product as uncharacterized. NCBI's taxonomy places the organism in Eukaryota, Viridiplantae, Streptophyta, Magnoliopsida, Caryophyllales, Amaranthaceae. Gene Ontology annotation, cellular component: cytoplasm; nucleus. Gene Ontology annotation, molecular function: protein histidine kinase binding; histidine phosphotransfer kinase activity. Gene Ontology annotation, biological process: phosphorylation; phosphorelay signal transduction system; cytokinin-activated signaling pathway. The record is from RefSeq and is a predicted model, not a curated record. The coding region runs from base 101 to 595 and encodes 164 amino acids. The transcript has 7 exons.
UACAAAUACAAAUACAAUUAGGAAGGCAAAGACAGUUGAAGAGUUUUAGUGAAGCAUACUUAACAUAAUUUAUUUUACUAAAGAAGCUUUUUGGGUGGGCAUGGACGUAAGGGGGUGGUACGUUUGUUACAUUCGAUAUCAGUGUUGGAGUCCAAGUAUGGCCGUCUCAAAAGAAGCUCUUAUUCGAACUAUGAAUACUAUCGUCAGUGAUCUCGAACAAGAAGGUUUAAUUGACAAUUAUUUUAGGAUGUGCGAGGACUUAAAGGAUGUGAAUGGUCCUUACUACUUUGCAAAUCUACUUGUGACAUUCAUUGCUGACACACAAAAUGCAAUAUUGGAAUUGACAAGAUUGCUGGAGCAGACACCCGUUAAUUAUCACGAUCUGGAUCAACUCGCUAUCAAACUUAGAGGCAAAACGUCAUGCAUUGGUGCUUGUGCUUUAGCGCGUGCAUGGCUUAACCUCCGUGAAGGCACACAAAACGAAAAUAAGGCAAGGUGCAUAUCAUCCAUGAAUGAAGUACGACAUGAGUUUGAAAGAAUUCACGCCAGACUGGAUGCAAUUGUUCAACUUGAAAGAGAUAUAGUUCGUUGGUAAACGUCAUCAACAAACAAUGGAGAUCGAUGUUGACUACUCUGGUUUUUGAAGAGGUUAUUAUGUAACAACAUUGGCUUUUGAAGUGUGUUUUAUUAAUCCUGAUUAUUGGUCAAAUAAUUAAGUCAUACUCCGUAUAUUGUUAUACAUUUUAUUUGAAACCGUAUGAGGUUAGCAUUUGAAUUUAUUUUAGAUAAAAAUAACUAUCAUAGUA